This is a messenger RNA of Boleophthalmus pectinirostris (great blue-spotted mudskipper), 3272 nucleotides long. RefSeq names its product fat storage inducing transmembrane protein 2 (gene fitm2). The transcript has 3 exons. Bases 975 to 1652 code for a protein of 225 amino acids. Gene Ontology annotation, biological process: lipid storage; phospholipid biosynthetic process; lipid droplet organization. The record is from RefSeq and is a predicted model, not a curated record. Gene Ontology annotation, cellular component: endoplasmic reticulum membrane. Lineage: Eukaryota; Metazoa; Chordata; Actinopteri; Gobiiformes; Gobiidae.
GUUGUGGCUAACUUUGCUAGCAUAGGAUUGUCCUCAGUUGUUCGUCUAAUCGCAUUUUUGACAUUCUUGAGUGAUUAUUAUUGCUUCAUAUUUGAUAAAUGGCUGAUUGUACGCAGGGCUACGCUAACGUUAACUAACCUGACAAAUAACAAAAUCAGAUUAAUUAGUCUCCCAGGCGUUUUGACUGUGGAGCUACACCCAUGGUUGGAAUCAUACAUGCUGAAGAACUUAAACUACCAUUGGAAGUUGGAACGCCCAAUAAAUUUUAUACAAGUUCAGUGAAACAGAAUCUACUGAGCUAGCAAACUUAAAUAAUCAUUCACAAUAUGUUUUAAAUGCCAUUGCCAUUUUAAUUGCCAAUGCAAAAGAAGGUGAGCUAGUUGCAGCUUUAACAUAGAUAUUGUACGCUCAGUGUCUAUACAGCUUUAAUAUCUCCAAUCCAAUUCAGUCCAACUUUAUUUCUAUAGCAUAUUUUAUAAGCAAGACAGUUUCCAAAGUGCUUCACAUAGCAAUGUAAAACAUUUCACUUUAAAAGUCAACAGAAUUAUGUUCCACAGCAAAAGGAACUAAUAGAAUCAAUAGAUAAAAGAAUAAUAAUAAAAUCAAUGAACAAAAAUAAUUAAAUCAAUAAAUAAAGACAGUACUAAAAAAAUAAAAUGCAUAAAAACAAUAAACAAAUAAAAAUAAAUCAAUAAAAGACACAGAGGACCACACAGCUCACACAGUAUUAAAAGACACAGAAUAAAAGUGGAUUUAAAACAAAAAUUAAAACACUCCACUAUGGGGGCUGUCCAGAAGAUGGGGGACAAAGCGUUCCAGAGCUCGGGCCAGCCACAGAGCAGACCCUGUCCCCCCUGGUUUUAAAUCUUGUCUUAGGCACCGCGAGUUGGAGCUGGCCCACGGAGCUCAGAGCAUGUGUGGGGUGUAGAUCUGGAUGAGGACCGAGAUGAAUUGUGGGGCCAAUCCAUUCUAGUAUGUCCUAUUCUGCUCAAACUGUGAGAUACAGGACACUCCCUACAACUGUACAACAACUCACCCUUAUAUAUUUCGUGAAGGUGUCAUGGGGCUGGACUCUGCUUCUCCUCACUCCCUUCGUCCUUUUGUCCAACUCUUCUUUCAGUCGUGAUGUUUCAUUCCUCACCCGUCGUCUCCUCUGUCUCCCCGUCGCCACCGCCAUCUGGUACAUUUUCACCGAAACCUUCUUCUACAUCGAGGAUGCCACCGGAUUGUGCUACCAGACCACCACCAUGGAUGGUUUAAAGGCUGAAUUCAUCACCAAAUCUACCUGCAGACGCGCCGGAUUCCACUGGUUCGGCUACGACAUCUCCGGACACUCGUUCAUUCUCACAUACUCUGCGCUGUUUAUAAUGGAGGAAAUAGCACCAAUGGGUUACUUGAAAAACGCAAACGUGUCUAGCUUUCCGCGCAUGGUUCUCAACUUCUUGUACAUAGCGUUGAAUUGUCUGGUUUUUCUCUGGGUGUGGAUGUUUUCUUGUACUUCGGUGUAUUUCCACAGCCCUUUGGAUAAGUUGUUGGGAACACUGUGUGGUUUGUUGGGUUGGUAUGGGACUUACAGACUUUGGUAUUUAAAACGAAUGUCGCCGGGACUGCCACCUCAGAGACAAACAAAGGAGCAGAAACAACGCACAUGAGCUGCUAAAACAAUUUCAGUCUCUUAUCUAUCUCAAAUAUAUUUAUAGCAUUUGAUGGUUAAAUUGCACAUGACAGGUUAGACUACGGUACGCAUUUCACCAUAACAACAGUGAGCAUCAUUAUAUAACUAUACAACAAUUAUAUUUAAGAUUUUACUGAAAACGUAGCCAGAUUUUCACUAGUUUGAACAUUUUGGUUAAGUUUAUAAUUUUACAUCCUUAAUUGCCUUAAUUCUGUCAUUCUCUAAGUGAUACCUAGCACCAUAAUGUUAACCAUAGACUGUAUAAAGAAAUGGACUAAGGAGUGUGACAUUAGCCGAUAACACUUGGCUCCAGUCAAAUGAAGCUCACUGAGGCUUGCAGUUAUAGCAGCGAAUUUUAAGCCAAGUUAUGGACAAAAUAUCUAACGGGUUAAUGCAAGCACUUUAAGACCAAAGUGAGGAGUGUGACAGCAGCAUUUACAGAGAGAGGGGCCAUGUUUUUUCACUAGAAAGUCACUUGGAGCCAGAGUUGGUGUGAGAGGUUUGCUAUGUCCGUUUAUAUAUACAGUCUAUGAUGUUAAGGGCCACCAAAUUCUUUCAAACCAAGUAAGUCAGAAAAGCAUGAAAACCUGUCAUAUGCACGUCUUAGAUUUAGAGCAGGGAUCAAUAUUGUUUUACGGGUCAGGCACAGUUUUAAAAGAAAUCUCAAGAAGAAAAUUCUGAAUUACUGAACCACAUUUUUGGUGCUAUACUGGAAUUAGUUCAUCCUAGGUAGGUCACGUGUGCCAAUAGAGAAGACACUGACAUUACAAUUUGUGCCAGUUUUUGUUUCAUGUGGAUAGGCCCAGUAAUGACAGAGGUAUGAACCAAGUCAAAAUAUCUGCAGUUUGUAUCUUUUGUUCAGUUUCAGUUUUAAACUUUAGACUUAUUAACAAAUUAUCACACUACAAGUUUUGGGUCCAUGCUGCUGUCUAACGUUUUGUUUAAAUUACGAUAAACUGGUUUUGAAGUUUAUUGUUUGCAAUGAUAAUCGGCUUUGGAAUUAUCUGUUGGUAGCUGCUCAUCAGAAAUUAAUGUUUUAAGAAUGUGUUUUGAUCAAGUCCAUGAAUUAAUAUAAUGGGGAAAAUAGUAUGUGUACAGGUUUAAUAUCAUCAAAACAAAUAAGAAACAUGAGUGUUUAUUGUGAGAGGGAAAGGGGCAGGAAGAAAAGCUGUUCAGUUUUGUCCUGAAUUUAUUGUAUACAAGUUUUACAACAAUUUUAAGCUUCUCAAAAGGAAUGUAUAAAUGUCAGAUUUUAAUAUAGAAAUUCAGUUAUUUUACGAUUGCCAUGUUUUGACAACAGAGGAAACUAAAUCUUCACAUGGUGGAGAUUUAAGUAAUAUAAAGUGACAUACUUUCUUCAUACAUAUUUAUUGUUCAUUUGUCAUGCUUUUGGUACAUAUUAGUUUGGAGAAUCUACCUUUUUCAAUGAGAAAGUAUUUAGCUCUGAAAUGUGUUGCUGCCUUGUUUUUAUUUAUUAGUUGCGUGCAUGACGAACACAGCUGGCUCAAGCACUACAUGUGGUCCAUAUCAUUCAGUUUACAUGAGGUUCGUGCCAAUACUGUACAAUACUAAAUAAACAGUGUGAUUAUUAACAAGG